Drosophila busckii is the source of this 771-nucleotide messenger RNA. RefSeq lists its product as uncharacterized. The transcript has a single exon. Bases 1 to 771 code for a protein of 256 amino acids. Lineage: Eukaryota; Metazoa; Arthropoda; Insecta; Diptera; Drosophilidae. The record is from RefSeq and is a predicted model, not a curated record.
AUGUGCGAUCUGAAGGCUUUGGCACUAUUCCUUGCAACAUGCGCUAGUGCUGCAGCUUUAGUGCGUACUGAGACGGUACGCUUGUCAAACUACUGGCAUUGCCUAAAGCUGCUGCCUUUGCUGCUUCUGCUGUUAGCUGCUUGCAUUUGUCCAGCGGUUUACAGUUCACUGAUGGUUCGUCCUCCUCACAAGGCUGUCAUUGCCGACUUUGAUGAGCUGCUUGCUUCCGAUGUGCAUGUGAUGUUAGUGCGCUCUGCUUUUGAACAUUUUCCUGCAGACUUUCGAGCCAAGUAUGCAGCUGCUUUUCGCUUAACAGAAAAUGUUACCAACCUGUUAACAAUGCGCAGCAGUUACAACACCAACUGGGGCUAUCUCGUAUCAACCUUUAACUGGUUGGUAGUGCAGCAGCAACAGCAACACUUUCAACAGCCGCUCUUUCGAUACUCCGAUCUCUGCAUGCAUAGAUUAGCACAUUAUAGCGCCAUCCUGGGCGAGAACUCAAUCUAUCGUCAGGCUCUUGAUCUGCAUAUAAUGCGCACACAGCAGUCAGGACUGUUGAAGCAUUGGCUAAAGCACAGUUUUUAUGACUUGGUCAAGACUGGCCGCAUGCAGUUGAAGGACUACAGCAGCAAGCGCAUGCGUUGGCCAUUACGUGUGCAGGAUCUAAGGACUUCUUUUAUUUGUCUGCUAGCAGGACUCAGUCUGGCAUUCUUUGUGUUGCUGCUUGAGCUCAUUUAUUUCUAUGGCAAAAUCUAUUUGAAUUACGUAUAA